Molecule: messenger RNA, 684 nt
Organism: Colletotrichum lupini
Lineage: Eukaryota; Fungi; Ascomycota; Sordariomycetes; Glomerellales; Glomerellaceae
Product: cytochrome P450
Exons: 2
Coding region: 1-684 (227 amino acids)
Source: RefSeq, a predicted model, not a curated record
AUGGCGCCCAUAUCACAGCUUCUCCCACCAGUUGCCAGCUUGUCCGGUGUCGGCUUGCUUGCGCUGGGGUCAGUGGCACUGCUGUAUAUCAUCAGCCGACUAUUUCUCAGCAUCCCUUACCCCAAGGGCAUCCCGCUCAUUGGCGAGCCUGAUGGUGCCACACGAUUCAGCAUCCGCACGUAUUUGCGGUUCUAUACCGAUUGCCAGGGUCUGUUCCGUGAGGCCUACGAUAACUAUACCAAGAAGGGAAAGCCGGUAAUCAUUCCAGGCAUCGGUUUCCGCCAUGAGGUCAUUAUGCCCACGAGCUCGAUGCGAUGGGUUCAGACACAGCCGGAAAGCCAGCUCGAUCCCAGCACCGCUUUUGCAGAGGUUGAUCAGGUUCAUUGGGCUCUUGGCCACGACCGAUAUGUGGUGGAUGCGUGGCAAGGCCACCUGGUCAAGACCGAGAUGAAUGCGAUCCUGGAGAACAUUUGCGCCGCCAUGAACGAGGAGCUCGGUACUGCCUUUGACAAGUGGUUCGGGACCAAUCCGGAGUGGAAGGAAAUCGACCUAUUUGAGUCGUUGAAAAUGGUCGUUGCGCAGGCUGCGAGCCGCUUCACCAUCGGCCCAGGCCUGGGCCUUUAUAGGUACCCUCCAUAUAGACGGCUGCACAGAGACAUCAAGCUGACGGAAAGUAGGUCGUAA